Trichophyton rubrum CBS 118892 is the source of this 1004-nucleotide messenger RNA. RefSeq lists its product as uncharacterized. The coding region runs from base 210 to 1004 and encodes 264 amino acids. The record is from RefSeq and is a predicted model, not a curated record. Gene Ontology annotation, molecular function: transmembrane transporter activity. Gene Ontology annotation, biological process: transport. The transcript has 4 exons. NCBI's taxonomy places the organism in Eukaryota, Fungi, Ascomycota, Eurotiomycetes, Onygenales, Arthrodermataceae.
GUGAGUCUCCCCUGCUUGGUUGUUGGCAGACGCCUCAAGAGUAUGAACUCAUGGCUAACUCGUAUACUAGACCCCACUGGAGAAUGUGAAGACUCGACUCCAGUCGUGAGUACCUGUUUCUUCCUCUAUAUAAGGUUAUACCAAUGGAUCUAUACUGACGUGGCUGUGCUAGAUACAACUUCAAGGGGACAACUGACUGCCUUCGGUACAUGCUCAAACAUGAAGGACCACGCGGUUUUAUGGCUGGCGCAUUACCACCACUGGCGAGUCUAACCAUAGUCAGAGUCACCAAUUUCACCGUCUACCAGAAGUGCAAGCAUGGCAUCUCCGACUUUGUGGAAAGACAGACGGGAACAUCUCCAUUAGCCGUAUACAACACUCCAGGUUCCCUUCCUACUUUCACCGGUGUCUCCUGUUUCAUGGCCUCUGGGAUGCUGGCCGGUCUCUGUGCUGCGCCUAUCGCAUGUCCCUUCGAACUCGCCAAAAACGUGGUUCAGACAUCUGUUCUCAUGGCAAGCAGCCAGCGUGGACCGACGGGAAAGGGUCUCAAGUAUACCUCUCUUCAAAACGUUCCACGUCUAUCGACUAUCCAGGCCAUCAAACAAAUCAUCUCUCGUCAUGGCUUCAGCGGUCUGUACACUGGAAUGGGUCUCCAUGUGGCACGAGACACAGUUGGCACUGGGCUCUAUUUUGCCGUCUACGAAACAUCAAAGCAGCUGACGUCAAAGUACCUGGGUGACAACCAUUCUCCAUUCGGGCCCCAGUUGGUUGGUGGUGCACUCUGCGGAACCCUCCCAUGGCUAUUUACGUACCCCCUUGAUACCCGCAAAACUCGCCGACAGAGUAUGAUACUUGGUCAAUCCAAAGAAGUGGGAGCCGCCGUGGCCAAGAAUUCCGUCUAUACCGGUCUAUCCGUCAUCAUCCUUCGCACGGCUGUGCAGAACAUGCUCCUUCUGACCAUGUUCGAGUAUUUCAAGAGAGAGAUCGAUAAACUGGAAGUUUGA